AAUUCUCAUCAAAACCGACGUCAAAGAAAGUUCAUCAAAUUAUUCCUUGUGGCUUUGACAAUAUUUGGAUUGUAUCAUUUCGGCCAUAAUAAUUUUACCACUGAUAUUAUUCCAGCUCCAAAUAUUGUUUUUAUCAAUGACAUUAAUAACAUUACUCAAGGUAAUGUAAUUACUCGGAAUGUUAGUAUGAGCAUCACGUUACAAAAGACUGGUAUCGGUAUGACAAAAAUUGACGUGAAUCGCGUAAAUGAAACAACAAAUAAUAAUCACGCAAUGUCUUUAGACAAUUCUCCAAAUUCAGCAUCAAUUAUUGUAGUUGAUGAUAAAGUUAAUUUCAAUGACGGGUUGAAUAGAUUCAAGGAAGAAUUGGAUAGUGUUAUCUCUUUUUUUACGGGUCUAAAUUCACAAGCAAGUGAACCUGAAGAUUUUAAUGUGAAUGCUAAAGAAGAUAAUGUAGGAGGUGAUGGAGUUAGACGAUUAGCAUGUAUGUCCAAUACGAAAGUUAAAACCAGAAGGGUGAAUGUGAAUGAUUUUACGGGCAUGCGACUUGAUAAAUCUUAA
This is a messenger RNA of Dentiscutata heterogama, 561 nucleotides long. NCBI's taxonomy places the organism in Eukaryota, Fungi, Glomeromycota, Glomeromycetes, Diversisporales, Gigasporaceae. The record is from the annotation of a GenBank genome assembly.